This is a messenger RNA of Anguilla anguilla (European eel), 2081 nucleotides long. RefSeq names its product protein FAM117A-like. Bases 485 to 1699 code for a protein of 404 amino acids. The record is from RefSeq and is a predicted model, not a curated record. Lineage: Eukaryota; Metazoa; Chordata; Actinopteri; Anguilliformes; Anguillidae. The transcript is spliced from 8 exons.
GUGUUAGCCUGUUGUCAGUUUUCAGAGAUAGGUGGCAGUUUGAGAGAAUUGAGGCGGAAAACCUUGCUACUAAGUUGGUAGCCAUAAUAUUAUUAACCGAUGCUUGAAUUAAUAUUUUGGUUUGUAAACCGACAAUAAGAUGUAGAGUUCAUAGUAGUUUACUAUUGUUGAUGGUUCUGGCCGAACUUCUGUCCAGAAGACACGAAAAAGAGCAUGAUCGUCACAAAAGAAAUUAUUCUCUCUGCAGCGGAGACAAGAGUGCUGUGGAUAAGCUAACGUUAUUCAUGUCAAUCACUAGCUUUGCUGCUAGCUAGUUUGUAGGUUUCGUUUAUAGACUAAGUUUCAAGGAAACUUAAAAUAAAAACUUAACGUUUAGAUAGCAAGCGAAUGCUUUUAUACGAAGAGGCGAAACACUGGCUAGCUAACUUUGAAGCUCGGUCUUGAGAAGUUGCGUGUGUUCCGAUUCAAGUAGCCUUCGGCGAGGAUGUCGUGCCGUAGCGGAAUGGGGGUGAUAAGGGGGGGCACCACAGGUCUACAACCUCUAAGAGCCACGGUUCCAUUCCAGCUACAUAACAAAACGCAGCCGGGCCCGAGAGAUGCCAAGACAGCUGAGAAGACCAAAUUGCGACCCCCAAAACCAAGCAUCCGUCGUACACUGUCUCUUGACACCAUCGUUGGACCCUACCUGCAGGGCCAGUGGCCAAAGGAGCUGGACAGCCAGGGGAUCUACUGCAUGAACGACAAGGCCACACAGACGCCCUCUUCGUGGACAGAGGAAGUUCAGGGCAAAAGGGCGGGCGGGGUGCACAAGCGCUCCGCGUCCUGGGGCAGCGCCGAACACCUAAGAGAGAUCGCUAAGCUGAAACAGCAGCUGCAGCAGCGCUCCAAGCAGGGGUCCCGCGGGGGCCGCGACAGAGAGCGGCACCCCCCGCCCCUAUCUGGGAGCCAUUCCCCCGGGGCCACGCAGACGAUGCCCCUGCCCAUACCCCUGACGCCCCUCAGCAAGCUGACGCCCCGCCUGCGCCACAGCGUGGAGGGGCUCAACCAGGAGCUGGAGGGGGUGUUUGUGUGCGGGACGCCUGACGAGCAACACCGGUUUCUGGAAGUUCCAGAUGGCCACAAAGCCCCCGUGCCCCCCCAGAGUUGCAGCAGCGGCGGGUCCCAGAGCGACCCCUCCCCUGCGCUCCUCUCGACGACCUCCUCCCCGUGCUCCUCCCUCUCCCCCUGCGCCCUCGGGGACGCGGCCACGGAUACGGACACGGACGCGGAGCUCAUUGGCUGCGGGAUGCUGUGCCCGUCGCCUUCGCCGCCCCUGAGCAGCGCGGAGCCCUCCCCCCUGGAGCUGUCCUCCUCCCCGCGGCCCAACAAGAGCUACUCCUUCCAGAGGGAGCCCCCCGAGGGCUGUGAGAGAGUGCGCGUCUGCGAGGAGGCCCUCUCUCCCUGCCUGGGCCAGGCCUCCUUCCUCUCGUCCUGUCCCGACCCCAACAAGGUGAACUUCACCACCCACGGAGGCUCGGCCUUCUGCCCCGUCAGCCUGCUGAAGCCUCUCCUCCCCUCCAUGGACAUCUUGUUCCGAAGCCUCUCCGUCUCUCCCGUCACCGGCUGCUCGGGGCAGGGCGGGGCCGCCUACCAGCCGGCCCCGCCCGGGGUGGGUGUGUACCUGGGCCCCCUCUCAGACUCUGCCACCACUGCCAUGUAAGGGGGCACGCCCUUGGGAGAGAGUAGACAAACGGCAAGGGUGGAGAGUCUACUGUUGGUUAUGAGUGCGAGUGCCUCCCUGCGUUCCGUCUCAUCACCAGUUGGUUUGACAAUGCAUCAAGGACUUCCUGAUCGCUUGAGAAUGAUUGUGGCUCCAAAAAAGUGUUCUGGGGAGGGGGGUGGGGAUGGGGAGUUACCAUAAUGAUCAGGAAAAACUGUCUCACUUCUGAGUUGCCUCCACAGUUUUUUUUUCUGAGAUGACACCAAAGCCACUGUGCUCUGCUUCUGUCGAGCCCACCAGCAGAAUUGACCAAUGAAGGAUUUAUCAGGGAAUUUGUUUGAUUGCCAUACUCCCCCCCCCCUUGCAGAAAGAAAAAAAAAAA